AGAGAGAGAGACCAUGGAUUCAAAGUUGUAUAAUGCCGCAGCUGGAGGUGAUAUUAAGUCCCUAGAGGGAUUUAAAUCAUCAGAACUACUGCAAGUAACGCGUUUAGAGAACACAAUCCUUCAUGUUGCAGUACAAGCGGCAUCAGCACGAUAUGGAGCAUAUGAUGAAACCCCAGAAAAGAUGGAGGCAAAAAUUGGGAAGAUUUGCGAUUUAUGUCCAUCCCAUAUCGGACGAGCAAACUUGGAUGGCGAUACUCCGCUACAUAUCGCUGCAAGAGGAGGCCGAUAUGACAUAGUAGAACUACUCAUUAGUAAGUAUGCUGAUAUUGAGAUUGGAUCUUCUUCCUUACUACUGAAAAUGGUGAAUUCAAAGAAAGAUACGGCUUUACAUGAAGCCCUUAAAAAUCAUCACCUUUUCGAUCGGAAAUAUCAGCAGGAGUACCUUAAGGUAGUGGAGAUCUUGAUUAAUAAAGACCCACAAUUGUCCAAUUUCAUUAAUGAUGCCACCAAAGAAAGCCCAGUUUUUAUAGCUGCCAGGGAAGGAUUACUCGAUUUCUUGAAAGUGGUCUUGAAUUCUUGCUGCUCAGAAUAUGGUGGCCCUGCCAAAAUGACUGCUUUGCACGCAGCAGUUCUUUUAAGGGAAGAAGGAGACAAGAUUGGAAAGGAUGGUUUCCUACCAGCAAAGAAAGGAGGGACAAGAAAAACAGUUUUAGAUAUCAUAGAAAACUUAAUGAGAAGAAAGCCCGAUCUCAUCGAAGAAGAAGAUGAAUUCGAGCUAACUCCACUUCAUUAUGCUGCAAACUUGCAUUCUGAUGAGAAGAUCAAGGAUUCUCAUGAGAGGGUUAAAAAGUUGCUGGAUCCGGAACUUGCCAGUGGUCAUAUACCAUCAGUUAUUUAUCGCUCGGACAAAAAUGGCAUGACAGCGCUUCAUUACGCAGCUCUUAGAGGCGAUUAUAAAUCGAUCGAUGCGUUGAUUCAAUGUUGUCCAGAUUGCUUCGAGCAGGUCGAUAAGAGAGGAUGGACCACCCUUCAUUUUGCUGUCAAAGCUGGAAAUGACUCUACCAUCAAGUCUAUUACAAAGAAUCCAAAGCUUGGAAGCAUUUCAAUGUUUAUGGUGAACAAGAGUGACAAGAAUGGAGACACACCUUUACAUCUUGCUGCCAAGAUUUCAAACCUUGAUGCAUUGAGAUUUCUCAUGGAUAUCCUUCAAGUGGACAAAAGAGCCCUAAACAAAGACACCUUGACAGCUUUGGACAUUCUUAAAGCAAAGGGAAUUGAUGAUAUCUUGGAAAAGAAAUCCCUUACAAACAAUUUGAAGAGUAAAACAGGUGUAGUCUCUAGUCAAGCUCCAAAGAUUGCUGAGAAUGAAACCAAACAAGAUGGAGAACUUGAUAAGGGGGACCAAAAGACCCAAGAUCGUAAUGAUGAAGGGCAAGUCCUAAAAAAGAAAGAUGAAGACAUAGGCCAAGUACGUGAAAUCCAACUGUUGGUGGCAACCCUUAUAGCUACCGUUUCCUUUGCAGCUACUUUCACAAUGCCUGGAGGUUACAAUAGUGAUGGCCCAGAUCAGGGCAUGGCAACUUUAAGUGCAAAAGCAGCUUUCAUAGUAUUUGCAAUAUCAAACACAUUGGCAAUGGCACUAUCUACUUCUGCUAUAUUUGUCCACUUCAACGCCACCACCACAACAAUUUAUGAUCUUUCCACUGACACAGCUGCUAAAUUCAUUAUUCUUGCUAAUACUGGAAUGGUAAUAGCUUUUGUGACAAGCACAUACUUAGUACUUGCCAACAAUCGACCACUUGCUAUCUCCACAACUGUUAUUGGUUGCUUAUUUUUCCUUGUUGUUGGAGGGAAACUUUUAACUAGCUUUUUUAAGUAUUGUGUUGGUCCAAUUUUCUGUAAUAAGUGUUGUGGUUUUACAUGUUUGCUUUGUUGCUGUCUACCAUUCCUCUGUUGCUUCAAAGGUGAUAAUAAAAAGUCAGAGGGGGAGAAGAAGCCAGUGGAGGAGAAGAAGCCUUUGCAAAGUUCUGCAGAAGAAGAUUCGAAAGUAAUUAAGGUCGUUUAGGAAUGGAAUCUGCAUUUCAAUUAUGUUAUUUGUGUCUCCUAAUUAACUAUUGCUUGUAAAAGUUAUGUACUAUAUGGACAUUUUCCGUAUUAAUGAAGCCUUAGUUAU
This is a messenger RNA of Telopea speciosissima, 2173 nucleotides long. RefSeq names its product ankyrin repeat-containing protein At5g02620-like. The record is from RefSeq and is a predicted model, not a curated record. Bases 14 to 2065 code for a protein of 683 amino acids. Gene Ontology annotation, cellular component: plasma membrane. NCBI's taxonomy places the organism in Eukaryota, Viridiplantae, Streptophyta, Magnoliopsida, Proteales, Proteaceae. Gene Ontology annotation, molecular function: protein phosphatase regulator activity; protein phosphatase 1 binding. The transcript is spliced from 4 exons.